Lactuca saligna is the source of this 1385-nucleotide messenger RNA. Lineage: Eukaryota; Viridiplantae; Streptophyta; Magnoliopsida; Asterales; Asteraceae. The record is from the annotation of a GenBank genome assembly.
AUGUACUGUGAAGAAUCGCAUGAGGGUUUUGAUUUUCUUGACAUGGGUGCAGUGGAUGUGUUUGUGAAAUUGUCUCGCAGAACGAAUCUGCGUUUAUUCUGCCCUAAAAAAUGCAGUCAAGGCGCUGGCAUUAUUCUUUCAAUCAUUAGUAUACGCAUGAACAGAAAUUUAGGCUUUCGGGCUAUCAUUCCAGGAACACAGCCUUGUUUUCAAGAACCCAUUAGUUUACAGAAUCUGAUUAAGCCUCCAUCAAAUUACAUGCAUACAAUGAAUGACAGUGAGCUGUUAUGGCGAGCUUCAGUUGUUCCUCAAAUCAAAGAAUACCCGUUUAAAAGAAUACCUAAAAUUGCGUUCAUGUUCUUGGCAAGAGGACCAUUACCUCUGUCGCCAUUGUGGGAGAAGUUUUUUGAAGGAAAUGAAGGGCUUUAUUCAAUUUAUGUUCAUUCUUUGCCUUCGUAUUCACCUGAUUUUCCAACAUCUUCAGUCUUUUAUGGGAGGCAAAUUCCUUGUCAGAUGGUGGAAUGGGGAAGAAUGAGCAUGUGUGAUGCAGAAAGACGACUUCUAGCCAAUGCAUUACUUGAUAUCUCAAACGAAUGGUUUGUCCUCUUAUCAGAAGCAUGCAUACCUCUUCACAAUUUCAGCAUAAUUUAUCGAUACAUUUCAAGAUCAAGAUUCAGCUUCAUGGGUGCAAUGGAUGAACCUGGACCAUACGGGCGGGGUAGGUACAACCCCAACAUGUUACCAGAAGUCAACAUUAGUCAAUGGCGAAAAGGGUCUCAAUGGUUUGAAACCAAUAGGAAUCUUGCAGUUGAUAUCAUUAAAGACACCAAAUUUUACCCUAAAUUUGAACAGUUUUGUAGACCUGCGUGUUAUGUUGAUGAACAUUAUUUCCCUACCAUGUUGACUAUUCAGUCACCAUAUUUGUUGGCAAAUAGGAGUCUUACGUAUGUUGACUGGUCAAGGGGUGGGGCCCAUCCGGCUACUUUUGGGAAGAAUGAUAUGAGGAAGGAGUUUUUUAAGAAGAUUCUUGAAGAUCAAAAAUGUGUUUAUAAUAAUCAGCCAACUUCUGUUUGUUUUCUUUUUGCACGGAAGUUUUCUCCUAGUGCUUUGGUUGUGUUGUUGGAACAUUCAAUGGAGUUCUUUGGGUUCUAGACUCAAGAUUCUGCAGAAUUUUUUUAGCUGAUUACUUGUAUUUAAGCAGCAUGAGAUACUAUUACAUACUGAGUAAAUCUUAAUCUUAGGAAGAUUUAUGGAACAGUUGAUGGCUGAAUAAUAAUUUGUUAUCACUAUUGAUGUAGUGACGCAGUUGUAUAAUACAAAAUGAGAGAUUUUGUAUUUGUGUUUGUAUUUGUAUGAAACACCCUGUUUUAUGGAAACUUAGACGC